This is a messenger RNA of Cololabis saira (Pacific saury), 7636 nucleotides long. It is a transcript of the gene usp28, whose product is annotated as ubiquitin specific peptidase 28. Gene Ontology annotation, molecular function: cysteine-type deubiquitinase activity; protein binding; cysteine-type endopeptidase activity. Lineage: Eukaryota; Metazoa; Chordata; Actinopteri; Beloniformes; Belonidae. Gene Ontology annotation, cellular component: nucleus; cytosol. Bases 113 to 3784 code for a protein of 1223 amino acids. The record is from RefSeq and is a predicted model, not a curated record. The transcript is spliced from 25 exons. Gene Ontology annotation, biological process: protein deubiquitination; regulation of protein stability; DNA damage checkpoint signaling.
CCGCCGCUGUGUCGGUGGCGCGCCCUGCGGAUGGAGCUGUGCUGAGGGGUCAGUGCGCCACUAGCCUUUAUUGGGUUAAAAAACGGACACGAAACUCGGGAUUUUAUCUGCGAUGAAAGCUGAACAGACGGAAAAUGGAGAAAACCCAACCAACCCGCCAAGCGAGAUGAUGAUCAACCAGCUGAUGGAGAUCACCGGCAUCCAGGAUCAACAGGUUCUCUGCAAAGCCCUCAAGGUCAGUCAGGGGGAUAUUGGACAUGCGGUCGGGCUGCUAACGAUCCAGCCUACCGAGGUCCAGAAACCCGGAGAACCGCAGGAGUCGGGAACGUCUGAGGAGACCUGGGAGGCACAGAAAGAACUUCCCAAAGAUGAGCUUCAGGCCGCCAUCGAGCUCAGCCUGCAGGAUUCCCACAGUGCACAGGAAGAAGACAGAGAGUUCCACAGGGCUCUGGAGGCCAGCGCAGAGGAGAGCGCCGCGAGGAUGAAGAGGAAGAGAUGCGACGCUCAGACUGAUGUGUGCAGUCCUGCAGACUGGAUCCGUCAGGAUGACUGGCCCGUCGGGAUUCGCAACGUGGGAAACACCUGCUGGUUCAGCGCCGUCAUCCAGUCGCUGUUCCACCUGCCCGUGUUCAGGAGGCUGGUUCUCAACUAUCACCUGUCAGAGCGACUGCUGGAGAAGUGCAAGAGCCACGCGGUGAGUGACACGGCCUCGCCGCCGCUGCCAUCGUUCACGCUGCAGCGAUGUCUGACUCUGAGUUUACGACAACAGGACAAGAGGAACAUCGCCUUCAUGCAGGAGCUGCGCUGCCUGUUCGCCCUGAUGGCGGGCUCCACCCGCCGGUUUGUGGAUCCGUCUGCGGCCGUGGAGUUGCUGCGAGACGCCUUCAGGACCAGCGAGGCCCAGCAGGACGUCAGCGAGUUCUCUCACAAACUGCUGGACUGGUUGGAGGACGCCUUCCAGCUGGCGGCCAACGGAAAAAGCGCAGAAGACAAACAAAAGAACCCCAUGGUUCAGCUUUUCUACGGCACCUUCGUGACUGAGAGGAGACAGGAGGGUAAAACCUUCUGCAACAUCGAGCAGUUCGGCCAGUACCCGCUGCAGGUCAACGGCUUCAACAACCUGGACGAGUGCCUGGAAGGCGCCAUGGUGGAGAAGGAGAUCGAGUCCCUGCAUUCAGACCACGGCGUCACCCCUGGACGUGAGAGGUGGUUCAAAACGCUCCCGCCGGUGUUGACGUUUGAGCUGUCCAGGUUUGAAUUCAACACCCAGCUCGGCCGUCCCGAGAAGAUCCACAAGAAGUUGGAGUUCCCACAAAUCGUUUAUAUGGACCGAUAUCUCCACAAAAACAUCGAGUGGACCCACGAGAGGCGGGGGGAAGUGAAGAGGCUCAAGGAGCAGCUGGCGGUCCUUCAGCAGAAACUGGAAUGUUAUAAAAACUACGGCUCCGGACCCAGCAAGUACCCUCUGCCCGACAUGCUUCAGUUCGUUCUGGAGUUUGCUACCACCAAACCCACAAGCGUUUCCCCCGCCGAGGAGCCGAGGCUCGCCACGUCCUCCCCGACUCCUGCAGGCCACGCCCCCUCCGAGGUCUCCCCCAGAGACGACAGCGAGCCGGCAGACGCGGAUACGUCUGACGUCCUGGUGUCCAGCGUUUCGAACUGCCAGCGGACGCCCAUUUACAAGCCCUUCACCCAGUGCAGACACGCCGCCGACUGGCCGCUGCACCCCGCCCCCCACAGCAUCACCGACGAAGAGCUGCACUUCGUCAAGACCUGCCUGCAGCGCUGGAGGGCCGAGGUGGAGAACGACAUCAACGAGCUAAAGGCCAGCAUCGACAAGAUCACUCAGGUCCUGGAGGGGAUGUACUCAGACAACAGUCUCUGCCAGGUCCCCUACAGGCUCCACGCCGUGCUGGUCCACGAAGGCCAGGCUUCGGCGGGUCAUUACUGGGCGUACAUCUACGACCACGGCAACCAGCGCUGGAUGAAGUACAACGACGUCAGCAUCACCGAGUCGUCGUGGGAGGAGCUGGAGCGCGACUCGUUCGGGGGGAUGACCAACGCCAGCGCCUACUGCCUCAUGUACAUCGACGACAGGCUGCAGCAUCUGAUCACAGAACACACGGACGACGAGACGGGCCAGGUCCUGCGUGGCAUGGACGCCCUGCCCCCCGUCCUCAGGCGCUUCGUCCAGGAAGACAACCGCUGGUUCCAGCAGGAGCUCAGCGAGUGGGAGGAGCAGUUCUGCCAGACCGCCACCCCCCAGGAGGAGUCCCCGCCGCCCCCAGAGGCCCCGGGCUCCGGGCCAGACGAAGACCAGCAAACGCCCGUGGAGCCGGCGCCCCAGUCCGGACCCGCCACCGAAGACGCGGAGCAGCAGGGAGACGCGUCAGAGCCGCAGUCGGACCAGCCGGAGCCAGAGAAGGAUCCGGAGUCGGACCCCAGCGAGAACCCUGAAGCAGAAAAUGCAGCGCCGCCACUCGAGAGUCCGGGCUGCCCGUCCGACGCCCCGGCCCCCGACGCCACCGACGACCCGGAGUCCGGCCCAGACACGGCCCAGAAGGAGCCGCCGAGUCAGACUCCUGAUCCAGAUCCAGAGACCAGUCCUCGGGCUCCGUCUGAAGACCUAGGGGACGAGGUGGAGGCGAUGGUGGGCCUCGGCUCUGAAGUCGACGACCAACCAGAAGCCUCCAGAGAAGCUCCUGAGCGUGAAGAAGAGGAGGGAGACGAAGAGCGGCAGCAGGAGGCUCCAGUCAGGCGGCGUCAGACGGAGAGCGAGGUCUCAGAGGUGGAUAUCCCCAAUGUGGGGAGGAUCACAGUGAGAGCCGACGCCGACGGAUACAACGAAGAGAUGAUGCUCACGCCGGCCAUGCAGGGGGUCAUCCUCGCCAUCGCCAAGGCCAGACAGACUUUUGACAAGGAAGGACCGGAGGCCGGCCUCAUCAAGGCCUUCCACGAGGAGUACGCCCGCCUGCACGAGCUCUCCCAGGAGGAGACCACGCUUCAGGAGGACCCGCGGCUGCAGCACUCGCUCGUCUACUUCUUCCAGAACAACGCCUCCAAACGCGUCAUCGAGAGGACGCUGCUGGAGCAGUUUACAGACCGCAACCUCAGCUUUGACGAGAGGGCCAUCAGCAUCAUGAGAGAGGCCCGAACAAAGCUUCGUCUCAUCAAACCUGAAGACAUGGACAUGGACGAAUACCUGGAGUGGCACGACGACUACCGGCUGUUCAGGACCGUGUUUGUCCACCUGCUGACCGGACUGGAGAACGUCCAGAACAACAAGAUGCGGGAGGCGUUGACCUACUUGGCUCAUGCAUACGAAACCAACGCCACCCUGCUGAGGAAGGGAGACAAACGUGGCGUGGACCCGUCUAACAUUGCACUUUACAGGAGGAAGUGUCUCACGGAGUUGAAUGAAAGCGCGUCACGCCUGUUCUGCAGCGGGGAAGAAAGCAAAGUGGAGGAGGGCGUCGCCAUCAUGGACGAGGCCAUCAUUCCCUGCCUCCACCUGAUGAGCCGGGACUUGGCUUUGUCCCAGGAAGACCGGGACGCCAUGGAGAGCAUCCGCAACCACUGGUGCUGCUGUCUGGGACAGGACAUGGACGACUCGUUGCAGGUGAAGCUGGGGGAGUUUCUGCCCAGGGUUCUGGACGGCGCUGCUGAGACAAUAGUCCUGAAAGACCCACCCAAAGUCCACGUCAGCCAAUCCCACGACCUGUGCAGCCGCCUCGCCGCUGUAAUGCAGUCCAUUCACAACACGACCGUCGUGAUCGUGAAGUAACGCCCCGUAGAGCCGACAGAGUCUGUAGUUGUUGUUUUUUUAAUGCUGGUUUGUCGCCGCACACGUGUUUAAAUGUGAUGUUUUACCCUCAUGGGCAGAUGGGGGGAUCGGGCAGGGCUGUCGCAGCGGAAACAGAUGCUCAUUCCAGCAGCAUUGAGACACUUUUGAACAUAAAAAAAAUCUCCAUUUAUAUUGUAAAUAUUCCUUUGAAGCAUGUUCAUGUCUGCCCACUCACGUCUACAAAAAUAAUCCACUGCAGAAGUGAUAAACAUCAUCCUGCGUCUACAUUUUUUAUCCAUUCAACUGAAUUCACAUCAGCAUGAACUCGGUAGAGGAACCUUGAAGCCAUAGACAUAUAUAACAGCCUCACUUUGGUUGGGAACGCCGUUGCAUUGUGGCGGCCAAAGACGAUUCAUUAACCAGUUAACUGUUGUCAACCAAAGGUGGAGUCACUUGUAGUAGACAGAGCUUUUGAAUGGUUGCUUGUCUUGUUGGCGGUCAGUUUAGAAACACCUGAGCAGGUAACGGUUCACAAAUCUCUUCAGUCAAAUGUGUAAUUUACAAAAGGAUGGAUGAAGAACUUCCACACCUUCAAGUUGUAAACUCUUCCGACACGAUAACUCGAACAAAAACACGGGGGGUCAAAUGUGUUCAACGUCAUAACCCAACAAGCUCAUGAACUUGCAAAGUCUUGAUAAAUCAGAAGUAAAAACAGAUGCGCCUCAGUUCUUUUCAUCAAGUAAAAGUAAGGUUGAUAAAUUGAACUGAAGAGUAAAACUGAACUUAAGAGCAGUAACAAACAGAACUGGGGCCUCAUUUAUAAAGCUCGCUUGCGCACAAAACAGGGCUUGAAAGAUGCGCAAGCCACCUUCUACGCAAAGGUUGGGAUUUAAAAAGAAAAAACUAACCGAAAAAAGCGCGGGUGUAAGCCUAAAUUAUGGUUCCGCGUUAAAAUGACGCAGAGCCUACGCCGUAGGGUUACGCCGUAGGUUACGCGGCAACGCGCACUGUACGGUGCGCGGGCCGCGUAACCUACGGCAUAUGCUCUGCGUUGAUUUAACGCGGAACCAUAAAUCAGCCUUGAGCAGCACUGAGGGGAGAGGGAAGGGAGGAGGGGGAGCGGGGCUGCCCUGCCGUUUUCGCAUCGUCUUCGCACAGGGUGUCUUGAUGAUUUGCAAUUACAGGCUGAGCCUACCGUUAGUUUUUAAACUGUAAAAAGUGGGGCGGACAAAAACAUGAUUUUGAAAAGUUGGGGGGACAUGUCCCCCCUGUCCCCAGUGGAAAUUGCGCCCUUGGUGGCACUCACGUUUAGCGCAGCAACGACGUGCCACUCACUCUCUUUAUUUUAUACUAUUUAUAUACUAUUUAUACUUUUACUGUGACAACCAAAUAAUGUUGUUUUUCUGGCCUCCACCUCAUCCACAACAUCUCAAUCUCAGUCUCCGUGAAAUUUAGUGGCAUGGUGGCUCAACACGUCUCAUUCAUCCUGACGUGCAGCAGAAACAGGCUGCAGGAAGCCGCUGCGCAUGCUCAGCAGGCUCAUUCAUAUGCAAAUACUACUUUGCAUUGCCCAUUUAUGGUAAAAUGUGGGCGUGUAGAGGGGGGGAUAUGAUGCGAAUUCACCUGCGCAACCUUCCAGCUGGACUGUGAUUUAUAAAGCGAACAUUGCGUGCAAGUGUGCGUGCACAGGGUUUUAUAAAUCCAGAUUUUUUUUGCGCCCGCCAUUUUCGGCUUUUGGCUUUACGUGCACUUUUAGUAUGAAUCCUCCGCACUCUUUUAUAAAUGAGGCCCCUGGUCAAGAGAAACCUGGAGUAAACAAGUUCAACGGACUUAAGUUUACUUUCAGCUAGAGGGAAAGUGCUGAGAGGUAACUCGUGGUCUGUUUUUUGCACACUUUCAUCUUCUAGCCAGAAGAACGUGUUGCUACCUUCUGCCACUGUUGAGCAGAACCAACCACAUAGCUACCAACAUGGCCGAUUUCCCAAGAUAUCAGAGCUGUUCUGUCUUGAAAACGAUUGUAAUUUAGAGUUACGUGAAUCUGUAGAAACAGUACUUAUUAAAAAAGUAAAGUGAGAAACAGAAACUUUGACCAUUCGUGGCUCAGCAGCUCCCCCUGCUGGCACGGAGGUUACGGAGCUUUUAUACGAUAAUCUAUUUGAACACGUAAGAGCAACAACUGUAAAGUUUUAUGAUUAAACAUUUAAGAGAAAAGUGUAAAACGCGUAGAAAAAUACAUAAAUUGAUUCCAUUUUUCAAAAAAGGCUUCAUGUAUCAGAGUGUAUCUACUCUGAUACAUGUGGAUUUGAUUAUCAACUCGAGCCCAGCGUGAUCGGGAGAGAAAGCGAAACUCACGGAGACGACCGAAGAAGGUUUUAGUUUAGAACAACGACAACAACGGACGGGGAAGUCACAGCACCACAGCAUCACAGCUAGCUGCAGUGCAGCCAACGCAAAUAGAUAAAUGAAUCUGCAAAUAAAUAUGAAGCCUGAAUGUUUUUUUUCUACCGUCAGAAUCGGCAGGAGUGCUGCGAAAUCUGAAAAAAAAAACAAAAGAAACACUUUGGGUUCAAAAUCACGUAUUUUUGUACUUUUACUACUAUUAACUGUGUGUGUUCAUACUCAUCGUCGGUCGUUUAUGUUUUGGCUUAAAAACUUCCAGUUUCCGAUCAGGACGCUAACGUCCCUCGAACGCCCCUCGACUAAAUUUACUUCACAAAACCUGGAACCAAACGACAGUGCCAAGCGAGUUGCUUGGCAUGCUUGAAGACUAGUUUCAAUAGGAGACGUUGCGCUCUGACACCCAUCCAGACGUCAGUCCAAGCAAAGUUUGAAAGAACCCUGCCAUUGUUUAUGUAAUAAUUGCUCGGGGGUCAUGUUCUGGGUCUCUGGAGCAUCUAGAGACAACUUUUGUUGUAUUAGAUGCUAUAUAAAUUGAAUUGAAUUGAAAAGGAAGUCUGAUGAUUGACGAAAUGGACAAAAUGAAAACUUUUUUAGCACAAGGAGUAAACCACAGAGACGACUUACAGAAAACUAGCCACCAGUAAGAUGUUACUUACUUGAGCAGCAAGAAAACGUCCGUUCAGCAUCCGUUGGAUCCAGCUCCUGGUGAUCAGUAGAGGAACUGCAAGUUUUUUUACUUCCUUGUUGGCUUCAACCUGGAACGCUGGUGUUUUUGACACAUUUGUCAAAGCAUAUUUCUUUUAAUGUGGCGUACUAAUGGUAACCGCUAGGCUUUGCAUACCGUGUACUACACUGUGUAGUAUGGACUACGAUGUUUGGGUAAUGACCCAUCGUCAGGUCCCGAUGCAUGUUCAUGCGAGAAUGAUCCGCGUUUGAAAAAAAAAAAAAAAGGGAAACAGUAUUGUGCAGACGUGUUUUUGUCGUGAGUCUCGUUAGUGAUGACAUCACGUUUAUUGUGUUAAUCAGUGUGAAUGAACGAAUGGGCCUCGUUUUUACACAACCUGAAAAAACACUUUUUACUGCACAGAAGAGAAAAGAGAAAUAUCUUUUAUAUUUCAUUUUAUUUUCCCAGAACAUAUUUUAACCUAGAAUGAAAAGAUAUUAGGCUUCUGUACAACUUUUUAAAAUAGAGAUCUGAGUAACUUCAAACUGGUGAUGUCUUUUCUCUCUGUAACCCAAGUGCCUCCGUUUGGGAUUUCCCGCCAUUUUUAAGUCAGUUUUCUACAGAUCAUGACGGUAUUUUAAAGUGACAGCAGAAGUCGGAUGGUUCAGCAUCACGACUGACCCGGAUGACUCAGAUCUUCAGCGGCUCAAACAGUCGCUCCCGGCUGCUCAUCUCACUUGUUUUUUCACUUGUACUUUAUGAUGAUUCUCAAUAAACAUUUAAAAUUA